This is a messenger RNA of Elephantulus edwardii (Cape elephant shrew), 1410 nucleotides long. It is a transcript of the gene MMP1, whose product is annotated as matrix metallopeptidase 1 (interstitial collagenase). The record is from RefSeq and is a predicted model, not a curated record. Lineage: Eukaryota; Metazoa; Chordata; Mammalia; Macroscelidea; Macroscelididae. The coding region runs from base 1 to 1410 and encodes 469 amino acids. Gene Ontology annotation, molecular function: metalloendopeptidase activity; zinc ion binding. The transcript is spliced from 10 exons. Gene Ontology annotation, biological process: extracellular matrix organization; proteolysis; collagen catabolic process. Gene Ontology annotation, cellular component: extracellular matrix.
AUGACCAACCUUUCUCUGCUCUUGCUGCUGCUCUGCGGAUUGGGGUCUCAGGGCUUCCCAGCAAACUCAGAAACACAAGAAAAAGAUCUGGAGACUGUCCAGAACUAUUUGGAAAAAUUCUAUAACUUGAAGAAUGAUGGGACCCAAAUACCAAGACAGAAAAGCAAUGGGCCAGUGGUUGAAAAGCUGAAGCAAAUGCAGAAAUUCUUUGGAUUGAAGAUUACUGGGAAGCCAGAUGCUGAAACCCUGAAUAUAAUGAAGCAGCCCAGAUGUGGGGUCCCUGAUGUGGCUCCGUUUGUCCUCACUAGUGGGAAUCCUCGCUGGGAGAAGAAACAGCUGACUUACAGGAUUGAAAAUUACACACCAGAUUUGCCUCAUGCUGUUGUGGACAGUGCAAUUGAGAAAGCCUUUCAGCUCUGGAGUAAUGUCUCACCUCUGACAUUCACCAAGGUCUUUCAGGGUGAAGCAGACAUAAUGUUAUCCUUUGUCUAUGGAGAUCAUAGAGACAAUUCUCCCUUUGACGGACCUGGAGGAAACCUCGCUCAUGCUUUCCAGCCAGGCCCAGGUAUUGGAGGGGAUGUGCAUUUUGAUGAAGAUGAAGAAUGGACCAAUGAUUUCAGAGAUUACAACUUGUAUCGUGUUGUGGCUCAUGAGUUGGGCCAUUCCCUGGGACUGUCUCAUUCUACAGAUAUUGGAGCUUUAAUGUAUCCUAACUACAUCUUCAGUGGUGAAGUUCAUCUAUCUCAGGAUGACAUCAAUGGUAUCCAGACCAUCUAUGGUCGCUCCUCAAAUGAUUCCAGCAACCCAAUAGGCCCUCAAACUCCACAAGCAUGUGAUAGUAAGCUUACCUUUGAUGCUAUAACUACAGUUCGUGGAGAAGUGAUGUUCCUCAAAGAUAGGUUCUACAUGCGCAUAAAUUCUUACUACCCUGAAGUUGAGCUCAACUUCAUUUCUGUUUUCUGGCCUCAUCUGCCAAAUGGAAUCCAAGCUGCUUAUGAAGAAGCAAAUAGGGAUGAAAUAAGGUUUUUCAAAGGUCAUAAAUACUGGGCUGUGCAGGGACAGAAUGUGCUGCAUGGAUACCCCAAAGACAUCUACACAUCCUUUGGCUUCCCUAAAAGUGUGAAGAGUAUUGAUGCUGCUGUUUCUGAGGAAGAAACGGGGAAAACAUACUUUUUUGUUGCAAACAAGUACUGGAGGUAUGAUGAACACAGACGAUCCAUGGAUGCCGGUUAUCCCCAAAUGAUAGCUCAUGGCUUUCCUGGAAUUGGCAACAAGGUUGAUGCUGUUUUCAUUAAAGAUGGAUUUUUCUAUUUCUUCCAUGGAACAAGGCAAUACAAAUUUGAUCCUAAAACUAAGCGAAUUUUGACUCUUCUGAAAGCUAAUAGCUGGUUCAACUGCAGAAAUAAUUGA